Molecule: messenger RNA, 1584 nt
Organism: Clonostachys rhizophaga
Lineage: Eukaryota; Fungi; Ascomycota; Sordariomycetes; Hypocreales; Bionectriaceae
Source: the annotation of a GenBank genome assembly
AUGCGUCUCACAAACGCAUUCGCCGUCGCCCUGGCUUUCGCUGGGGCGUCCGUGGCGCUGACCCCUGAUGAGCAGCAGAAGCAGGCCUUCGCUGAACAGGAGAAGCAGCUCGCGAACCAGCAGAAAGCCAUGUUCGCGGAGCAGAAGCACGCCAUGGCCGAACAGGCGAAGCAGUUCCAGAACCAGAACAAAGCCUUCCAGGAACACCAGCAGCACGUCGAGCAUGAUCUGGGCAUCACCCCUCAGAAGUCAAAGAGCAGCCAGACGCCCAAGAACUCCCCGACCGACAAGAAGAAGUCAUCCCACAAGGACGGCCUUUCCAGCAAGCAUCGGACUUCCAACAGUCGUGGUGGGAACAACAGACAUUCCCAGGGUAAGGAAGGGAAGCACGGACUUUCCAAUGGGAAACAACGUCCUGGGAAGCUCCACGGCGGCAAGAACCGCGGCGGCAAUAGUAAGACCGGCCCCAAGGGGAAGCACGUUUCCAAUGAUAAGGGCCAUGCCAGCCGCCCUGGCAAGGGCCAUGCCACUGGCCCCAAGGGAAAGCAUGUCACCAACGGCAAGGGCAGGACUGGACCCAAGAGCAAGACUGGCCCCAAGAGCAAGAGCUCAAAGGGAAAGCAAGUUAUCAAGGGCAAGGGACAGACUGGUCCCAAGAGCAAGGGAAAGGCCCCCGGCUCCAAGGGAAAGCAAGUCACUAAGGGCAAGGGCAAGUCCACUGGUGCCAAGGGCAAAGGCAAGAGCACUGGUGCCAAGGGCAAGUCUACUGGCUCCAAGGGAAAGCAAGUUGCUAAGGGCAAGGGAAAGUCUGGCACUAAGAGCAAGGCUGGCUCCAAGAGCAAGGCUGGUUCUAAGGGCAAGAGUGUCGCUAAGGGCAAGGGCAAGUCUGGUACCAAGAGUAAGGCUGGUUCUAAGAGCAAGGCGGGUGCUAAGGGCAAGAGUGUAGCCAAGGGCAAGGGCAAGUCUGGUACCAAGAGUAAGGCUGGUUCUAAGAGCAAGGCUGGCUCCAAGAGCAAGGCUGGAUCUAAGAGCAAGAGUGUCGCUAAGGGCAAGGGCAAGUCUGGCUCCAAGGCUAAGGCCGGCUCCAAGGCUAAGGCCGGCUCCAAGGGCAAGCAAGCUGCUAAGGGCAAGGGCAAGUCUGGUGCCAAGAGCAAGGCUGGCUCUAAGACUAAGGCUGGCUCAAAGGGCAAGUCCGCUUCCAAGGCCAAGUCUGGUUCCAAGGCCAAGGCCGGUUCCAAGGGCAAGACUGGCUCCAAGGGUAAGGCUGGCUCCAAGAGCAAAGCCGGUGCUAAGGGCAAGAGUGUCGCCAUGGGCAAGGGCAAGUCUGCUUCCAAGGCCAAGUCUGGUGGUUCCAAGCCCAAGACCGGCUCUAAGCCCAAGCCUGGCUCCAAGGCCAAGUCUGGUUCAAAGGCCAAGUCCGCUUCCAAGGCCAAGUCCGGCUCUAAGGCCAAGACUGCCACUAAGAGCAAAGCUGGUUCCAAGCCCAAGGCUGCCGCGAAGAGCAAGGCUGCUUCCAAGCCCAAGGCCGCAGCUAAGGCAAAGGCUCCGGCCAAGGCUGCCUCCAAGGGAAAGAAGGGCAAAUAA